AUGGUGCUGCCAUCUACUAAGCCGACAAAGUCGUACUGGAUCGAGGCCGCCGAGUCUCAAUUGCGCAACUUUCGUUCGAGCGAGCAACUGCCUGCCGAGACGGACAUUGCCAUCAUUGGUAGUGGGUACGCGGGUGCAUCGACGGCCUAUUGGAUCCACAAGUAUACGGAGAAGACUGCACGCCAGCCAAAGGUGACGAUUCUAGAGGCCCGCGAUGUGUGUGGCGGUGCGACGGGGCGUAAUGGGGGCCAGCUGCGCCCACAUGCAUACUCUCGCUAUCCCAUCUGGCGCGAGCGCUUUGGGCCCAACGGCGCAAUGGCCCUCAUCAAGCACGAGAUGGCCCAUCUCGCUGCAUUCAAGGAGCUGGCGCAGGAAGAAGGCAUCACGGCCGAGAUAUGCCUGCAGUACUGCGAGACGUUUGACGCCGCCAUGACCGACGAGGCGUGGGCCCGGCUGUCCAAAGCACUCCACGAGCUCCGUGCCGACCACGGUGAUGACGACGAAGUCGCUCAAGUGUGCAGAGUGAUUGAGGAUGCUGCACAGGCCGAAGAGUUUACGCAGAUGAAGGGAGCCAUGGCGGCCAUAGUGCAUCCGUCGGCAUCCAUAUGGCCGUACAAAUUCGUGCACGCCCUGCUGCGCAUCCUGCUCGAGACAGGCAAUGUGCAGCUGCAUGCCAACACGCCCGUGACGGCAGUGUCUGAGCGCAGUGCCGAUGGCUGGAUCAACGUGACGACGGAGAGAGGAAGCAUGCGCGCUCGCACAGUCAUUCACACGACCAACCGAUGGGCGUCGCAUUUGCUGCCCGAAUUCACCAAGCUCAUCUUGCCCCAGGUGUGUACUGUAGCGGCCGUCAAAGCCCCCGAGGGCUUCAUCAAGCAUACUGGUGCUCAGCACUGGGACAACUGUGUCAACAACUACCAUCUCCAACUUCCACCACCAUACAACACCAUCAUCGUCGGCGGCGCACGCCAGGUCCGCGUGCACCACCCCGAGCUAAGCCUCUUUAGCAACAAUGAGGAAAUCCAGAUUCCCGGCGUGCCCGAUUUUUACAAGACGUGGGCAGCGUCAGACGUCAAGGACUGGCCGGGACCCAGCGUCGCAGAGUUGGGCAAGCAAGACAACGAGGGUGGCGUUUGGACUGGACUCCACGAUACCGGCCCAGACGGCUUUCCCUUUGUUGGACCCCUGCCAUCUCACCCCGGCCAAUUCAUCAAUGCUGGAUUCAACGGACACGGCAUGCCCCGGAUUCUUUUGUCGUCGGCACACAUAGCGCCCCUCGCACUCGACGCCAUAGGUUUCGUGUUCCGCCAACCACGCCUGGCUGCGUCAUAUCCGAAUCUGCCAGAGCCGUUCCGCGUGACGCCAGAGCGCGUUGCAAAGCUCCAGGGUGCAGACAUAGAGGCCAUGUUCACUGCCUACCGGGAACAGUGCGAGACCAGUGCGAAGAAGCCCUUUUGUAAUAUAGACAGAGUCAAGGUAGCUAAAGCUGGACCGAAUCUAUAA
Molecule: messenger RNA, 1503 nt
Organism: Exserohilum turcica Et28A
Lineage: Eukaryota; Fungi; Ascomycota; Dothideomycetes; Pleosporales; Pleosporaceae
Exons: 7
Coding region: 1-1503 (500 amino acids)
Cellular component (GO): cytoplasm
Molecular function (GO): oxidoreductase activity
Source: RefSeq, a predicted model, not a curated record